Messenger RNA from Triticum aestivum (bread wheat), 792 nucleotides. RefSeq names its product cysteine proteinase inhibitor 4. Bases 102 to 563 code for a protein of 153 amino acids. The record is from RefSeq and is a predicted model, not a curated record. NCBI's taxonomy places the organism in Eukaryota, Viridiplantae, Streptophyta, Magnoliopsida, Poales, Poaceae. Gene Ontology annotation, molecular function: cysteine-type endopeptidase inhibitor activity. The transcript has a single exon.
GCAGACAGCCACACAGCUUACUCAUCCUCAUCAACCAGCACAGCUCCAGUACUAAAUAGCAUCAAGUGAUCUAGCUAGGACACUGCACGUGAAAUACUGAAAUGGCUCGGUUGAUCGGUGCUUCCGGCGCGUGCGCGCUCCUCGUCGUCCUGCUCGUGGCGUGCGCUGCGUCCGCCGCGCGCAGCGAACCGGGCGCCGCGCGGCAGCUGUGGGAGGACGGGAGGAAGGUGGGGGGAAGGACGGAGGUGAGGGACGUGGAGGGCGACAGGGAGGUGCAGGAGCUGGGGCGGUACUCCGUGGAGGAGCACAACCGGCGCCGGGAGGAGGGCUGCGAGGGCGGCGGCGGCGGCGUCUGCGGCCGGCUGGAGUUCGCCCGCGUGGUGUCCGCGCAGCGCCAGGUGGUCUCCGGCGUCAAGUACUACCUCCGCGUCGCGGCCGCCGAGGAAGGCGGCGCGGGGAGCAACGGCGUCAGCGACAGCCGCGUGUUCGACGCCGUGGUGGUCGUCAAGCCCUGGCUCCAGUCCCGCGCGCUGGUCAGGUUCGCGCCGGCCGACGCCAAAUGAGCAGCUGCAUGCGCGAUCCGACGAGCCGCUGGCCCGCUGCGUGCGUUUUUGCCCGCCAGAGUAUGCAAUGUACUGUACACUCGAAUAGCGAAGGGUGAGCUAGAGUUGACCGCCAGAGCAUACAGGUGGUCAAAGUUUUGUAAGGUCUCCCGGAUAAAUAAGUUUUGCAGGAAGAGAUGAGAGUGUCGAAAUAAAUACAAUAUACGAUAAGAAUGUUUUGCUUCUGGUA